UUAUUUCACUCGUCAAAAUUAAUCCGUCUUAAACCAUAAUCGAAAUUAAACCAAUGUUGUAAAAAAUAAAAAAAAACUGUUUUGAAAACACCCGAUUGCGAUGGCGAACCAGGAUGAUGGCCUCUUCCUCCUGGAAGUGCUAGUUGAUAAAAUUAUUUACUCAAAGACUCCUUGUUUUUCCGAUAAGGCCUUUAGGACUUGUGUCAGCGUUAAAUGCCUCACGUGUGACCCCCUCGAACUUUGUGACGAUGAUGCCGGUGCCAGUUCCGGUUUCAACGACACUCCGUACAUGAAGUCAUUUAAUAGCGGGAAAUCCUGCCUCUUUUCACUUAAGCAAUCCGAUAUCUCCAGCGCAAUGAACAAGUUCGAAAUAAAAGUAUCUGUCUACAAAGAACUUCCCUGUGGUUGUUUACCAACGAAGAUAAACCUAGGAGAAGCAACGAUUGACAUGACCAAGGAAUUCGUGCUGGCCCGUAAGACCUUCUUGGCAGACCCUAACAACGUCAGCUAUCAAGCUUUGAAAGAUUCAUUCCAUAUAAAAGGAUCGGAUGGUGUCGAAACUGGAGAAAUUUUGAUGUUUUUGCGUAUUUCAUGUUUUGGUAAAUUAAUUGUAACAAAAUUUCGAGGCAGCGGAGGUCCUCCUGGGUUAGGCAGUGGAAUGGCAAGUCCUGGAAUUGAAGACCGUUCGUGUAACCCUCCAAGAAAAUCACACAGCCCAGGCGACCCCUGCGCCUGCGGAGCUGCGCGCGCCGCUAGCGGGGGAUCUGUGGCUGGUAGCUCACGCGGCGGUGCGUCGGUGGCGGGCGUGCGAGGUGGCGUCUGUGACCCAGCUCGGGAUCCCUAUUAUAGCAUGCCAUGCGAAGACCCCGACGAUCCAUGCUACUGCACUGGUCCAAAGCCAGCCCCUAAGCAGCAGAUGGCCUGCAGAAAUACACAGCAAUACUGUUUGCAUGUACCAAAAGGUCGCAAUACUCUAUAUGAAGAGAUAGGCACCAACUUAUGCGGCAACGAGCUUAAGAUCAAAGUACCAGCGCAUGCGUCAACCAUCAAGAAGAUUAGCCAGACGCAUUGCGCGAUGCAGCGACCGUUUGUACCGCAACGAAAGGACGACAAGAACAAUCCGUCGUGCGGACCACCGUGUGCAAAAAAUCAAAUAAGCUUAGCGAUGCCCUCCGAAGACGUGUGUUGCAGGGGCGCUCAGCUCGCAGAAACGCAGUUCACCUGUACCACCGAGGGCUGCCCCACGGUAUCGAAACACACCCAGCCGCCUCCUCCCUUGCAACGAGCUGGAACAGGCGAUAUUAUGCAAAACAAAGAUGUGUUCGUUUUGAAAGUGGCCAAAACUGCAUUCCAGGGAGAUAGGAAAUGUAAAUUAGAGCUGGAGUUGGUUACGCCAAAAGGCGGCGACCAGCAUCCUCCAGUGCAAACGAAAGAUAUAAGAAUGCAAUCGGAUCUGGACUGCGAGUGUUGUGUGAGAAGAAUAAGAAAGAGUAAAAAAGCACGAGGCGCUACUAGUCCUAUUAAGCCGUGAAGUUUA
Molecule: messenger RNA, 1537 nt
Organism: Cydia fagiglandana
Lineage: Eukaryota; Metazoa; Arthropoda; Insecta; Lepidoptera; Tortricidae
Exons: 3
Coding region: 101-1531 (476 amino acids)
Source: RefSeq, a predicted model, not a curated record